AUGCUCAAAUCCAACGAGAUCCUGCCGUACCCUCGCGCUUCUUGCCAAGGCAGAAGGUUGUUGGCGAUCGGCGCGCAGAUUCACAUUAGCACCGCCGCCAUAUCAAUCGCGCUGAGAGCCGACCUUGGGCCGCUCCCGCUAUUGGAUAUCACGUCGCGCAUCGAGGUGAUCGGACGCUACGACGAGUCACAUUACAGAGUCGUUGCAGGGCGCGAAGAUGACAGCACAGUAUCAAAGUACAUGAUCAUUGACGGUGGGCAUCGAGUCAAGGCCGCGAGCCAGUUGAACGCCAAAUUUCAGGAUGAACGGAAAAUUUCCACAGUGGGCCUUCCAUUAGCUGGCAGCGCGCUGUACCAUUGGUUGCUAAUCAAAACCUUGGGUUUUGCACAUCCAGCUGCCGGCCUUUGUACUCCGCUCGGACAUGCCGGGAUGGAGCGCGUGCAGUUAGCCAUCUCGCUCAACCUGACGACCCAGUCCACUACGCCGGACACGUAUGCCGAUAACCUGUUGAUGAUAAACCGCUUGAUGAACAUCCGCAUGGCUGAGCUAGGAAAAGAACCCACUUUGGAGAUCCUCGCCGCGGACUGUCGGGCAACGGGAAUGAAGAUAGCCGGACCUUCCCUUGGGCACAAUCGCCAUGUGAUAAAAGCAGGGCCUCGCGCUUUGAAGCUCAUUUGCAACAUGUUUGCAGAAGAGCCAAAGCGGUUUUUGCCAAGGUAAGCUUUGGACCCAAAAAUUCAGCCAAUCCAUUGUUUACCCGGGGAGGCAGCGGAAGGCCCGGGUUGUUACAAUCACCGUUUUCCCUUUCUCUUGACUUGAUUGCCCGCUUGCCGAGCCGCCACAGACUGUGGACCCUCGGGAAGACUGCAAACACGCGGGUGUGGCAUUGGAUGGAACAUGAGUUUCAUAGCCGUUAUUAGUUGGGUCGUGCCUCGUGCUGCCUGCCAGCAUGAGGAGUGGCCGGUCGGGGCGACCGCGUAAGGCGUCCUAGGCGUGGUGGCCCCUCUUGAGAGCCGCUGCACACGUCCAUCCCACUCCACUGGGACUGACCCCUUUGAAAUUGCUGAACAUAACAGCGUGCUGCGUAAACCAUUUGUGUCCU
This is a messenger RNA of Fimicolochytrium jonesii, 1102 nucleotides long. RefSeq lists its product as uncharacterized. NCBI's taxonomy places the organism in Eukaryota, Fungi, Chytridiomycota, Chytridiomycetes, Spizellomycetales, Powellomycetaceae. The transcript has 4 exons. Bases 1 to 720 code for a protein of 239 amino acids. The record is from RefSeq and is a predicted model, not a curated record.